Messenger RNA from Meriones unguiculatus (Mongolian gerbil), 4421 nucleotides. RefSeq names its product adaptor related protein complex 4 subunit epsilon 1 (gene Ap4e1). Gene Ontology annotation, cellular component: AP-4 adaptor complex; cytoplasm; membrane coat. Bases 46 to 4329 code for a protein of 1427 amino acids. Gene Ontology annotation, molecular function: nucleotide binding; biliverdin reductase [NAD(P)H] activity; cargo adaptor activity. The transcript has 28 exons. NCBI's taxonomy places the organism in Eukaryota, Metazoa, Chordata, Mammalia, Rodentia, Muridae. The record is from RefSeq and is a predicted model, not a curated record. Gene Ontology annotation, biological process: receptor-mediated endocytosis; intracellular protein transport; heme catabolic process.
GAGGCCGGGAGGCUCAGCGCGAAGGCGCCGCGACGGGAAGCAGAGAUGAGCGACAUGGUGGAGAGGACGCUGACAGCCCUGCCGGGGCUCUUCCUGCCGAACCAGCUGGGAGGGCCUGCCGCCUCCAGAGCACCCUUCUUCUCCAGGCUGGGCGGCCUCAUCCGCGGCGUCACUGCCCUCUCGUCCAAGCACGAAGAAGAGAAAUUAAUCCAGCAGGAACUGAGUAGUCUGAAGGCAACUGUUUCUGCUCCUACUACAACACUGAAAAUGAUGAAGGAAUGUAUGGUGAGACUUAUAUAUUGUGAAAUGCUUGGAUAUGAUGCUUCUUUUGGUUAUAUACAUGCAAUCAAGUUGGCCCAACAAGGAAACCUCUUAGAAAAAAGAGUGGGUUAUUUGGCUGUUUCUUUAUUUCUACAUGAAAGUCAUGAACUUUUGCUUCUCCUUGUGAAUACAGUGGUGAAGGAUCUGCAGAGCACUAAUCUGGUAGAAGUAUGUAUGGCACUUACUGUUGUCAGCCAGAUUUUCCCUCGAGAAAUGAUCCCAGCUGUUCUUCCCCUAAUAGAAGAUAAACUUCAACAUUCUAAGGAGAUUAUACGAAGAAAAGCAGUUCUGGCAUUAUACAAAUUUUACCUCAUUGCCCCUAAUCAAGUACAGCAUAUCCAUACUAAAUUUCGGAAAGCACUCUGUGACAGAGAUGUUGGGGUCAUGGCUGCCUCUUUGCAUAUAUACCUUAGGAUGAUUAAGGAAAAUUCUUCUGGAUAUAAAGACCUGACUGAGAGUUUUGUAGCAAUUUUAAAGCAAGUGGUGGGAGGAAAGCUCCCAUUUGAGUUCAGUUACCACAGUGUGCCCGCACCGUGGUUACAGAUUCAGCUCUUGAGAAUACUGGGACUGCUGGGGAAAGAUGACCAAAGGACAAGUGAAUUAAUGUAUGAUGUUCUUGAUGAAUCCUUACGAAGAGCCGAGUUAAAUCACAAUGUCACUUAUGCCAUUCUGUUUGAAUGUGUACACACAAUUUAUUCUAUUUAUCCUAAAUCAGAAUUACUUGAGAAGGCUGUCAAGUGCAUUGGAAAAUUUGUUCUGUCACCUAAAAUAAACCUCAAAUAUUUAGGACUGAAGGCUCUUACCUAUGUUAUCCAGCAGGAUCCUUCUCUGGCUCUUCAACACCAGAUAACCAUAAUUGAAUGCCUAGACCACCCUGAUCCCAUUAUUAAAAGAGAGACCCUGGAACUUCUUUACAGGAUUACAAAUGCACAGAAUGUAGUAGUUAUUGUACAGAAAAUGCUUGAAUAUUUACAUCAGAGCAAAGAAGAGUAUAUCAUCAUCAAUUUAGUUGGCAAAAUAGCUGAGUUGGCUGAGAAAUAUGCUCCUGACAAUGUGUGGUUUAUUCAGACAAUGAAUGCUGUGUUCUCAGUGGGAGGAGAUGUAAUGCACCCUGAUAUUCUCAGUAACUUCCUGAGACUGCUAGCUGAAGGUUUUGAUGAUGAAGUAGAAGAUCAACAAUUAAGACUCUAUGCAGUUCAGUCGUAUCUUACUUUACUAGACAUGGAAAAUACUUUCUAUCCACAGAGAUUUCUUCAAGUUAUGAGUUGGGUGUUAGGAGAGUAUUCCUAUCUCCUAGAUGAAGAAAGUCCAGAGGAGAUUAUAACCAGACUCUACAAGUUACUUAUGAGUGACUUUGUUUCUUCAGAAACAAAAGCCUGGUUGAUUGCUGCAGUGACCAAGCUGAUGCCUCAAGCUCAUUCUUCUCAUAUAGUUGAGAAAUUAAUCCAAGAAUUCACUGUAUCCUUGAAUACAUGCCUGAGACAGCAUGCAUUUGAAUUGAAACAUCUGGGUGAAAAUGUAGAGCUUAUGAAGAGCUUGCUUCAAGGUACACAGAAUGGUGAAGACAUAGUGGCAGAUGCUUCUUUAUCUUUUCUGGAUGGUUUUGUGGCUGAAGGACUCAGUCAGGGAGCAGCACCUUAUAAGCCCCAUCACCAGCGCCAAGAGGAGCAGCUCUCUCAGGAAAAAGUUCUCAAUUUUGAACCAUAUGGACUAUCCUUUUCUUCAUCUGGCUUCACUGGACGACAGUCUCCUGCAGGCAUUUCUCUGGACUCAGAUAUAUCUGGAAACAGUGCUGAAACAGGGCUGAAAGAGACAAGUAGCUUGAAGCUGGAAGGUAUAAAGAAAUUAUGGGGUAAAGAGGGCUAUCUCCCCAAGAAGGAGAGUGGAACUGGUGAUAAAAUGGAAGCCCUGCAUGUUCCUGCAGAGGGUGCAACAAUGGAGAAUGUAGAACAAGCCACAGCCAGAAAGGACCAAGCCCAAGGCCUUACCCAGUCUACAGAGGAGAAAGAAAAGCAGCUGUUAGCAUCAUCAUUAUUUGUUGGACUAGGACCAGAAAAUACAAUCAAUUUGUUGGGAAAAGCAGAUGUUGUGUCUCAUAAGUUCAGGAGGAAAUCAAAAUUCAAGGUAGCCCAAAGUGACAAGACACCCCGUGCUCCUAACCAUACCUCCUCCACCCUUAGCACUUUGUCCCAUGUGGCUGGUGUCGAUGAUGUCGCUCUAAAUACUUUGGGUGGAGGAGAAACUGAACUUAGUUCAGAGCUUUUGGGUUCUGAGCCUGUUUCUGACUCAGAGCUGCCCUCAGUUGAAAAACUCUCAAGUAUCAGCUUGCCUGCACCUUCUUUGUUUGCUGAUAACAACAUGGAAGUUUUUCACCCUCCUUCAUCAUCUGCAACUUCAACUGUCCAGGAAAUCAAUUUAGCUUCUUUGUUGGAAGAAACUCAUGAGUGCAAGCAUUCAAGUCUUGUGGAAGUCUGUAGUGAUGAAAACCUAUCAGUGUCUUCUUACAAAAUCUGGAAGGAUGAUGGUUUAUUGAUGAUCUGGUCAGUCACCACUAAGACUGAUUCAGAGUUGACAGAUGUUCAGUUAGAAAUUUCUCCUGUGGAAAAUUUCAAGAUCAUUGAGCAACCUGGAUCCUGUUUGCCUGUGAUGGAACCAGAAAGUACCAAAUCCUUCCAAUAUGGUGUGCAGAUGGAAAGCCCUUCUGUAGAGGGGACGCUCUCUGGUUUUAUAAAUUAUCAGAUAUUAGAUUCACAUUCUCUUCAAUUAGAAUUUUCCAUGAACUUAUCAUUGUUAGAUUUUAUCAGACCAUUAAAGAUCUCAACUGAAGACUUUGGCAAACUCUGGUUGUCCUUUGCAAAUGAUGUGAAGCAAACUAUAAAGCUAUCAGAGCCUCGAGUUGCUCUGGCCUCUGUCCUAAUGGAACUGCAGCAGAAACUGAGACUCCAUGUGAUUGACGUCGUAGGCAAUGAAGGGCUUUUGGCCUGUAAGCUGCUUCCGUCCACCCCCUGCGUCCUGCACUGCCGAGUGCAUGCUGAUGCGGUAGCCCUGUGGUUCCGAUCCUCCUGCUCUGUUCUUUCUGACUAUUUAUCGUGCCACUGUCAAAAGACACUGACGGAAGAGACCAAGAUGAGUACUGAGAGGAAAUUUGGUGUGGUGGUGGUUGGUGUUGGCAGAGCUGGCUCCGUGAGGAUAAGGGAUUUGCGGGGUCCACACUCUUCAGCAUUCCUGAACCUGGUUGGAUUUGUGUCCAGACGAGAACUUGGGAGUCUUGAUGAAGUGCGGCAGAUUCCUUUGGAAGAUGCUCUCUGCAGUCAAGAGAUUGAUGUCGCCUAUAUUUGCAGUGAGAGUUCCAGCCACGAAGACUAUAUAAGGCAGUUUCUUCAGGCUGGCAAGCAUGUCCUGGUGGAGUACCCAAUGGCAUUGUCAUCUUCAGCGGCCCAGGACCUGUGGGAGCUGGCUGCACAGAAAGGGAAAGUCCUGCAUGAGGAGCAUGUGGAACUCUUGAUGGAAGAAUUUGCGUUCCUGAAAAAAGAAGUGACGGGGAAAGAACUCCUGAAAGGGUCUCUUCACUUCACAGCCAGCCCACUGGAAGAAGAUAAAUUUGGCUUCCCUGCGUUCAGCGGCAUUUCUCGCCUGACCUGGCUGGUCAGCCUCUUUGGGGAGCUUUCUCUUAUUUCUGCCACCUUGGAACACCGAAAAGAAGAUCGGUAUCUGAAAAUGACUGUGCAGCUCGAGACCCAGGACAAGGGUCUCUUGUCAUGGAUUGAAGAGAGAGGGCCCGGCUUCAAAAGAAACAGAUAUUUAAACUUCCAAUUCAAAUCUGGGUCCCUGGAGAAUGUGCCAAGUGCAGGAGUCAAUAAGAACAUCUUUCUGAAAGACCAGGAUAUAUUUGUUCAGAAGCUCUUGGGCCAGGUCUCUGCGGAGGACCUGGAUGCCGAGAAGAAGCGCAUCCUGCAUUGCCUGGGACUGGCCGACAACAUCCGGAAGCUCUGCCGCCCAGAGGAGUGAGGAGGGGGCUUCACAUACCUCUGAAAUAGGGCCGAGAUCUUCUUAACAGUUUGCCUUUAGCUCUGACAAUUAAAUAUGGUGGAUAAACAGAA